UUGAUCCCGCCCUCUCUUUGAUAGAAAACUCGGUGAUGUCGCUUCGUCUUUAACGAGCUUGACCCAGAACCCAGGGAAGGAGGGGAAGAGAGGGGAGAAAACACAAAAAAAACCCGGAGUAGUCUGUAAGGGGUCGGGGCAGGCUUUCCACGAGCAGUCCAUUCCUCACUGUUUCUGGCCUUGGUGGUUCAGUGACCUUCUCACCCAUGAGCAACUAGAGCUCAACCUCUGACCUUGGCGUGAUCUCUCACCUCUACUACCAAACCACGGCCACAGGUGAAGUGUGUAUGGAGCAGUGUGAGAGCGCAGCGGCUCUGCUGGAGUCGGUCAGGGAGCAGGAGGUGCAGUUUGAACAGCUGACCCGGGCGCUGGAGGAGGAGAGGAGGAGAGUGGGCCUCCCCGCUACCAGCCCCUCGGCCCUGGGUCGCCCCCUCCCCCACACACAGAACGGGCGUUUAGGGGAUGCAGACAUAGAACGACUGAAACUGACCGACUCAUACAUAAACGGCGCACAGUACAGAAUGGUGGACCCUGCACACGGCGCUCUAGAUGAGAGCUACACACCAGAGGACGACUCCCAGGAAGUGCACUCAGUCUUUUCUGAAGAGGGAACAGCAAGACGGCCUGACAAUGGGAUGAAGAAACCAAUCUCGCGCACAGUCCUGCCCUCUGACUCUAUGUCCAUUGACGGGGGCUUGUCUGUGUCCGGGAUGGGCGGCUACAGCGCCACACUGGACCGUCCUUACAGGCAGGCUGGAGCAGGAGACUACCCCACAGCCACAGUGCCCAGAAACUACCACUAUAUCCCUGUAGGGGGUUACGAUGACUACCGGGGAGGCCCACCAUCAGAGGCAUACACUAGCCUGAGCAGGGGCUCACACAUGGAUGACCGCUACAGGCCAGUUGAUGGCUACAGGACCCUGGACUCUGGCUACCGGGCCCCAAGCCGUCAGCAGCUUGACCCAUAUGCAGCACAGCCCCAGGUGAGCCGGGGAAUGAGGGCCCUGGGCUCAGCAAUGGAGAUGCGGUAUGGCCACGGCCACUAUGGUCUGGAGGAUGACCAGCGCAGUGUGGGAUAUGAUGACUAUGGCAUGGGGCCUCCACCCAUACACCCUGGAGGCUACGGUACUAUGCCACGCCUAGGGCCCGGCCCCGGGGGUAUGGACAGACGAAGACUCAGGAGCUGUGAGGAUACUUUGGAUGGUGACAUGGGAGGAGUUGACCCUUAUACCUGGGGCGUUCCCAUGACGAUGGAGAGGGGGAGCAUGGCUUCACUGGACAGCACACUGAGGAAGGGUCCUCCCGCUUCAUGGAGACAGCCGGAGCUGCCGGAGGUCAUAGCCAUGUUGAACUACCGUCUGGACCCUGUCAAGACCAACGCUGCCGCGUUCCUCCAGCAUCUCACUUUCAAAAAUGAUAAGGUUAAGUCAGAUGUGCGUCGCCUGAAGGGCAUUCCGUCCUUGGUGUCAAUGCUGGACCACCCCAGCAAGGAGGUGCACCACUCGGCCUGUGGAGCACUAAAGAACAUUUCAUAUGGGCGAGACCAAGACAACAAGAUCGCCAUCAAAAACUGCGACGGAGUGCCCGCUCUGGUCAGGUUACUGAGAAAAGCCCGCGACCAGGACCUCACUGACACCAUCACAGGCACUUUGUGGAACCUCUCUUCCCACGACUCAGUCAAGAUGGAGAUUGUGGACCACGCCCUGCACGCCUUAGCUGACGAGGUGGUCGUUCCUCACUCUGGCUGGGAGCAAGGGAACAACGGAGGAGAGGAGAGCUGCAAACCACGACAUCUGGAGUGGGAGACCGCCUUGACCAACACUGCUGGCUGCCUUAGGAAUGUGAGUUCAGAACGCAGCGAGGCCAGGCGAAAGCUGAGAGAAUGUACAGGAUUGGUGGAUUCACUCAUGUACAUUGUCCAAUCACAGAUCAACCGCAAAGAUGUGGAUAAUAAGUUGGUGGAGAACUGCGUCUGCCUCCUGAGGAAUCUGUCCUAUCAUGUUCACCGUGAAGUCCCGGGCAGCGAGCGCUACGCAGAGACCACGCCUCUCAACCAGGGGCCGGCCCCUGCUAACAAAGGCGGCUGCUUUGGCUCUCGAAAGGGCAAAGAUGAGUGGUUUUCCAAAGGAAAGAAGGAUGGAGAUGAUGGGAAUGGAGAUCAGGUUGACAUUCCAAAGAGGACAACACCUGCCAAAGGUUACGAGCUGUUGUUCCAACCAGAGGUGGUUCGUGUUUACACAUCGCUGCUCAGAGAGAGCAAGAACCCCUCGGUGCUGGAGGCUGCUGCCGGCGCCAUCCAGAACCUGUGUGCCGGCCGAUGGACUUAUGGUCGGUAUAUCAGGGCCACUGUGCGUCUGGAGAAGGGUCUUCCCAUGAUGGCAGAGCUACUGUCUCAUGGCAAUGACCGUGUGGUUCGGGCAAUGUCCGGAGCCUUGAGGAACCUCGCCAUUGACAACCGUAACCGUGAACUUCUCGGUUUGCAUGCGGUGCCUCAUCUUGUGGCCAACCUGCCUGGAGGUCAGAGUCAGUCUGGGCGCGCUCUAUCAGAGGAGACAGUGGUGUCUGUACUAAGCACGCUCGCUGAGGUGCUAGGCAACCGUCUGGAGGCAGCAAAGACCCUCCGAGCCUCGCAGGGCAUUGAGAGGCUGGUGCUUAUCAACAAGGACGGCAAGCGCUCAGAUCGUGAGGUACGGGGGGCCGGCCAGGUGCUGCAGCUCGUCUGGGCUCACAAAGAGCUGCGCCGGCCUCUUGAGAAAGACGGCUGGAAGAAGACGGACUUCAUGAUCAACCUCAACCCCAACACCAGCACCACCAACGGCCCAGGCACCCGAGCCAACGGCACCUAUGAGGAUAGCACCACGCCACUGCUAGACAGAGGGGAAAAGAGGGACAUGAUUCCACUAAAUGACCUCGGCCCUGAGGCCUACGCUACACUGGACCAGAGGGAGAGGAGACACACUCUGGAUGAAACCACAGACACUUUACCGCGAGGGGUGUAUGGGGGCAGAAAGGGCUCCUUGCCCCUGUUGGACUCCUACGAUGGUUAGCCCUCCCCCCUCCCCUCUACCCCCCUCUGCAUGUAACAAGCAUGAAAAACUGAUAGUGUGCAUCACCCAGACUGCGCCGUCCCUGCCCUACCACUGCUACUGAGGAGAGAAGAUCCAGAUGCACAGACUCUCUCCCUCUCGUCUCCCCCCUCCCCUCCCCUCCUCUCCUCUCCUCUCUUUCUCUCUCUAUCACCACACAGAUGGGAUUAGAAGAUGAGGGUUGGCAUCCAAAGAAAGUGGCUGUGUUGCAGGCGAAACGUUUCAUGCAACACACACACGUACAGAUACAUACACACCUACUUUUUAUGAAUUCAUUCAAUUGUAGCAACAUAAAUAUGUUCAGUUUUUUUUUUAAAUUAUAAUUCUUCUGUAAAGGCAAUCACCUUUGUUGACAAUCAUUUAAUUCUGGUGUUGUCAUCCUACUUGUUUUUAUUUUUUUCUUGCUAUUGUCAACAUUUUGGUCAAUUCUGUCAUCGACAUGUUGCUGCCAACACCUGCAUCCUAAUGACGAAUUUGUACGUAGACUUCUAUGUAGGGUAUAUACUGUAUAUAAAAAGAAAGUGGGAUGACUGCAUUAGUUUUGGCUCAUUAAUUUAAAUCGUCCCUUUACUGGGAUCGUUAUGACAGACGGCCCUGUAGAUUGAGAAUGUUGUUUAUAUAGGAGUUAUUUUCCUGUCUAGAGUUAUUUUCUCUUUGUUGGGAUGAGCACAGGUGUAGACAAGAAAGGGCAGAUGUGUGUAUAUUUGUCAUACAGUGAACCUGUGGCCGUGUGUGUGGAAAAUGAAUAUGGACCUUGGAGUGAGUGUGUUUUUGUGUGUGCGUGCACAGACCAGACCCAUAAGACCACAUUGAUUAUUUCAUUCGUUUAUGUUGUCUGUUUUUAUCUUGUGCUCCUACUCCUGUGACUAAGCAUCUUUUUUUAUUGUUAGUUUUUAUGUACCAACUGCCUCCUUUUUGUGUUUGAUACCUUUUAAUUUCCAGCUGUUUUUGUUUUGUUUUGUUUUUCUUUUCUGUCUGGGUUUAGCCGACCAGACCAGUACAACACAUCAAACGUGGUACUGAAAUGUGAAGCUGGGAACAUACACUACUAAACCACUAAAACAUGUUGACAUCCUGCUUCAGAAAUCAUUCCUGGCUCUACUGUAACAGAUUCACACUAUAGACACAAUCUGCUCUGCGGCUUAUUCUUCAUUUAGAAAGUCCAGGAGGGUGUCUUUGAAAUAAUUAUUUCCUCUUUAAAUCUGAAAAAAAAUAUCACUACUUACUUUUUUUGCAAUAUAGUCGUUCAUAUUGGCAUUCGUUUUAUUUAAAAAAAAAACUUAAUAUGGGAGGCUUCUUCACUCAGAGGAGACUCGAGUUUUAGACAAAUUGAGGAGAGAUACUGACGUUUAAUUUGGGAGGCAGACAAAAAGCACAUUUAGUGUAUAUGAUCAAUUUUGUUUUUACCUUUUUUCACUUUGUGUCUGGUUUGUAUUUUAUUUGGGGUUUGAAUGUGUGGGAGCGGUGGGGGAGAGCAUUAUGCAAUUUGUUCAACUUUUUAGUCCCAGUUUUACCGCCUAGUUGUUUUUAAGGCAAAAGAGACCAAUCAUCUUUGUUUUGUUUGUUUUUUUACUCUCCUCACACAGUAUAUUUGUAAUGUUGCCUAUCCAUGUAAAAUUAUGAUGUACCAUUCAUACCUGCCUUGGCUCUGAGAAGUUGCUUUUUUCAGUGAAGUAUGUAACUGGUAAUACUGUUUUUAUAAAUAAAGAUCUUUUCUUAGACAAGA
Siniperca chuatsi (mandarin fish) is the source of this 4812-nucleotide messenger RNA. Its product is annotated as catenin delta-1-like. The coding region runs from base 288 to 3047 and encodes 919 amino acids. The record is from RefSeq and is a predicted model, not a curated record. Gene Ontology annotation, biological process: cell-cell adhesion; cell-cell junction assembly. Gene Ontology annotation, cellular component: cytoplasm; plasma membrane; nucleus. The transcript has 22 exons. Gene Ontology annotation, molecular function: cadherin binding. NCBI's taxonomy places the organism in Eukaryota, Metazoa, Chordata, Actinopteri, Centrarchiformes, Sinipercidae.